UGAAGGUCAAUUCGAGUCGAAGGACGAUUCGAUACCAGUAUCAGGCCCUGAGGCAGUUGAUACCGCGGUGUGCCAACUACCACUCGAACAAGGCAACUGUCUGGCGAACUUUCAGCGAUGGGGAUUCGAUGCUAGUCGAGGACGAUGUGUGCAAUUCACCUACGGUGGUUGUGGUGGCAAUGCCAACAACUUCGAAUCGAAGGAAGCCUGUGAGCAACGAUGCCUCGGCCAAGUAAUGAUAUGUUGCUGCAAUGCGACGCGUUACUGUCUACGCAUCAGCUCAUUGAAAGGUUUGCGUUGGUUUCGCGAUGGCUGUUUUAUACCUGAGUGCCUUCUUCCCACACCAGCCAAUAUACCGAUGCCAAUACCUGCCGCAAACGACGGGACUUUGGAUCCAGUGUGCAAGUUGCCCAAGGAAGUUGGCCCAUGUCGCGCAGCCGUUCGCCGAUGGACCUAUGACCUCUCGAAGGGUCAAUGUGUUGAAUUCACCUACGGCGGGUGC
Messenger RNA from Mesocestoides corti, 502 nucleotides. NCBI's taxonomy places the organism in Eukaryota, Metazoa, Platyhelminthes, Cestoda, Cyclophyllidea, Mesocestoididae. The record is from the annotation of a GenBank genome assembly.